AUGUCAUCCGGAUUCCACCCGUUUGGAGGACGAGUGAGCAGAAGAUUCGGCGAUAAGUCCCUGCAACCAGACGAUGCCUAUCUCAGCUACCACGACAUCCGAUUGACCGUCGAGGACGUUGACUGCAUUAAAAAUGACUGGCUCACCGACAACGCAAUCGCCUUUUGGGAAGAAUACCUCGAACACGAAAAACUCCGCGAAUUCCCAAAGGCCCGCAUAAUCCUCCUCCGACCCAGCAUGGCCUUUAUGCUCCUCCAAACCCAAGACCCCAUGAGUCUGAAAUCCGCCCUCCCUUCGUUCGAAAACACCACCCACAUCUUCCUCCCCGUAAACGAUUGCCGCGACGUCGAAACCGCAGAAGGAGGAAGCCACUGGUCGUUACUGCUCGUCAGCGUCGUCGACGGCGUGGCUUUCCACUACGACUCUCUAUGCCCGUCAAACAUGCAAGAAGCCAAAGUUCUGAGCCACCAUAUCUCACAAUUACUCCAAAAGCCUUUGAAAUUUGUGAAUCUGGAUGAUUCGCCGCAGCAGGAGAAUGGAAGCGAUUGUGGCGUUUUUGUGUGUUUGCUGAUGCAGCAUUUAUUGUUGGGCAGGUUGCUGCAGGCUCAUGCGAAUGACAAGGUCAGUAUGAGUAUGAAGGGGAAGAAUGUUGACGCCACGGGUGGCAGAAAGGAGAUGUUGAGGGUUAUUGAAAUGUUCCGCAAGGAAGGGGAGAGGAGGCGCUCGUGA
This is a messenger RNA of Aureobasidium pullulans EXF-150, 729 nucleotides long. Its product is annotated as cysteine proteinase. The record is from RefSeq and is a predicted model, not a curated record. Gene Ontology annotation, biological process: proteolysis. Gene Ontology annotation, molecular function: deNEDDylase activity; cysteine-type peptidase activity. The coding region runs from base 1 to 729 and encodes 242 amino acids. The transcript has 5 exons. NCBI's taxonomy places the organism in Eukaryota, Fungi, Ascomycota, Dothideomycetes, Dothideales, Saccotheciaceae.